Messenger RNA from Saccostrea cuccullata (small rock oyster), 2212 nucleotides. RefSeq lists its product as uncharacterized. Lineage: Eukaryota; Metazoa; Mollusca; Bivalvia; Ostreida; Ostreidae. The transcript is spliced from 5 exons. The record is from RefSeq and is a predicted model, not a curated record. Bases 535 to 2115 code for a protein of 526 amino acids.
UUACAUGAAAUUUUAAUCAUUGCAAGCUUUUAAAACUUAACAACAGACUAAAGCACCAUUAACGCAAUCCAUAUCAGUAAACAUUAGCAUAAAAGUUUCAGAGGAGUCACACAAUAACAAUUCUUUGUGCUGAUGGACAUAACGUGGAUGCUUUUAGGAAGUCAUUGACAGCUGAUUAUUGUUAUUUUUUGGGAGGAUAUCCUUUAUGGGAUUUUUUCUAUUUAAACACAGAUAGUAGAUAUGGAGCAAUAUUACAUUCAAACACAACACUGUGUGAAAUUGUUGAUUUUCGAUAAUAGAUUCAGAAAGUAGAUCCGUUAGCUGACAGUGGCGCGCGAUAACACUGACCCUUUAAAGAGACCAGACUGCAAAGAAAAGAUUUCUGAUCCAAGUAAUCACCUUUCAUUUACUCUCUGUUUAAUGAAAAUAUUGACUUCCAUUUAAAAGUUCACCAUAUAAAGUGAAUGGAUUUGAAGGAAUGCCGGUUUGGAGAAACUUCGGGAACCCAGUGUGAACUUAAUUUGAAAUGCUGUGAUGUCCACAAUGGAAUUAAAAGAAGGUAAGGAUAUCAAAGACGACAUGACAGACCAGGUUAAAAAUACCCAGGCGGUUAGAGUGAUUGACCAUGUGUUAUCACUACUGUGUUGUGGGAAGGGUCACUCCUCGCUGACCAACAUUAAAACACUCGGAGACAGGUUACAACAUCAGGGGUAUCUCAAAAAAGAGAAAUGGGAGAAGAAACAUCCCAUAACGAGGGACAAAAUCAUCCUGCUGAACUGGAUAAAAGAACACUUAAUUUCAAAAACCUACCAAGGAAAGGACGUUCUCCUGGACUGUGUCCGUGAUCUUAGACUACUAGAAGAUAGAGAUCUCUCUGAGGUAGAGAAUUUUGAAUUGAACCAAGCUUUGAAUAUUUUAUAUGACAUCCAACAAAACGCUAAAAGAGAAGAUACGGAUUCUCCUAGUCAUCUACACGAGGACAUUAAACGGAUGAAAAGUUCGCAACAGGCGUCUCCUAAAAUACAUCGGAAACAGGGGGAUUCAAAAACACAUAAAGAUAUCAAGACCGGUAACGAAGUCAAUAAACAUGUAGUUUUAACACCGCCUUCUAGUUCUUCAAACUCUGUUUUAAAUUCUCCAUUAAAUGAUCGAAAAUCCAAAGGAAAAACCCCGAGGGAUAACAAAUCUACAGAUCUAGAGGCGGUGCAAAAACAAAUGAAAUUAGACUCAUCUUCAUCCCCAAAAUUAUCAAGACCCGGAACAACCAGCAGUACAACAGAUUCUGAGAAGUCCUACUUACACUUACAUCGUGAAAAGAAAACUCACCAACAGCAAUCAGAAACAGAAAAUAAAAGUUAUACCGUAAAUACACCUAAUCGUGUUCAGCCAAGCCAACCAAGUUCUAGUAAAAGAACGUUAAAGGAAGACACUGCAAGAAUGAAAUCUAUUUUAUACCAUCUGAUGCUUCGUCCAUCGGAAGAUAAGCGAAAAUUCUGUAACAUAAUUGACGCUUUAAGUUACGACUUGCGAAAGAAAGAUAUGAAAAAUGAACUUAUUCAAUUUCUUCACGAAAAUCCACCGAAAUUUUCACUAAAACAUGUUGGAUUUAUUGAUGGGGGAGAAUGGAGCUUAUAUCUGCGUACGAAAUGUCCAGACGCAUUGUGUGCCUACGCAGUAGCUCAAAAAUACCAAGUUCUUCUACACGUCGUUGCUGUUGGCACCGAAGACACAGAAGAGAUCAGAUUUUAUCCGCUCGGUUAUAUUCACGGUAACGAGGAUAGACACGUCUACCUGGCGUACCUGUCUGACAACAGUUUCAUGCCUCUUGCACCAAUGGAUGCAGUAGAUUUUCCAUCACAUAUAAUGAGUUCAGAUAACUUCCAGAAAUGUCUUGCCAAGAUAGAGAAUCUGGAGAAAGAAAACAAAAUGCUGAGGACGAAACUUCAGGAAGUGGAAGACGACAAAGAUGAGGACUCCCCAUCUGACCACAAGGUGGCGCUAAGUGAUCACGUGUCUCUGAGGCUACGAAGAAAUAGCAACAACUUGGAGAUUGACAAACUCCGCCAGCAAUUGCAUCUUAUAAAAAUAAAAAUUGAACAACAUAAGCGUAUAUAAGUAUCAGUGCAUAAGAGAAAAUGUAUUUGUAAUUGUUGUAUAACAUAUAUAUCGCAUUGUAUGAUGAAUUUCUCUAAGUAUAAAUGGAAUCUAUCAA